GCUCAAAUGAAGGCUUGGUGUUCGUUAUGUGAAGCUGCCUUCUGAGUCGAAUAUUACCAUCAGAAUUACUUUUAUUCAUAAGAUUCUGAAUUAAGACAGAACUUCAUUGAAAGCAGAAUUUCAGUCUUCAACUGAAGCCAUCGGCCAUGGAUAUCAGAGACAUACUCUGCCUUUGCUUUAGCAUUGUUGCAUUUUUAACAAAGACAAUAAUUUGUACUACAUGUCCAGCUUUGUGUCGUUGUGAUAAUGGAUUUAUUUACUGUAACGAUAGAGGUCUCACUUCCAUUCCUGCAGAAAUACCUGACGAUGCCACAACUCUGUAUUUGCAAAACAAUCAAAUUAACAAUGCAGGAAUCCCAUUAGAUAUGAAAAACAAACUAAAUGUGAAAGUCAUCUAUCUUUAUGAAAAUGAUCUGGAUGAGUUUCCUGUAAACUUGCCCAGGUCACUCAAGGAGCUCCAUUUACAGGACAACAACAUCAGGACAAUUUCCCGGGAUGCCCUUGCAAGAAUUCCAUUGCUGGAAAAACUUCAUCUGGAUGAUAAUUCAGUAUCUACUGUAAGCAUAGAGGAUGAUGCUUUUGCAGACAGCAAACACCUAAAAUUGUUAUUUCUGUCUCGCAAUCACCUGAGCAGUAUACCAACAGGCCUGCCUAAAACACUGGAGGAGUUGAGACUUGAUGAUAACAGAAUUUCCACUAUUCCACAAUAUGCUUUUAAGGGGCUUAGCAAUCUAAGACGUCUGGUUUUGGAUGGCAACUUAUUGGCCAAUCAAAGGAUUGCUGAUGACACAUUUAGUAGACUGCAAAACCUUACUGAACUUUCUUUGGUAAGAAAUUCACUUGUAACGCCACCACUUAACCUACCAAGCUCUCAUCUACAAAAACUUUAUCUCCAGGAUAAUGCCAUUAGUCACAUCCCCUACAAUACACUGAGUAAAAUGAGACAGCUACAAAGACUGGACUUAUCCAGCAAUAAUCUUACUAGCUUACCUAAAGGACUUUUUGAUGAUCUUGACAGCUUAUCCCAGCUUUUAUUGCGAAACAAUCCAUGGUACUGUGGAUGCAACCUUUUGUGGCUGAGAGACUGGGUCAGGAUAAAAUCUUCUGAAGUCAAUGUCCGUGGCUUAAUGUGCCAGGCACCUGAGAAAAUUCGUGGAAUGGCAAUAAAAGAUAUCACCACUGAAAUGGAUGAGUGUUUGGAUCCCGGGUUACAAAAUAAUGUGAUUCCUCCCAAAACCACAACAAGCAUUCAUACAGCUACAACACCUCAAGGCUCACUCUUCACACUCAAAUCCAAAAGACCAGGCAUCAGGAUACCAGAUUCAAAUAUUGAUUAUCCUAUGACAACAGGCUCUGGCACUAAGGCAUUAAUAAUCAAUGUCAAACCUCUGACUGCUGAUUCAAUAAGAAUAACAUGGAAAUCACUGUUGCCUGCAACGUCAUACAGACUUAGUUGGCUCCGUUUAGGUCACAGUCCAGCUGUAGGAUCUAUUACUGAGACCCUUGUGCAAGGGGACAAAACUGAGUACCUCCUCACAGCACUUGAACCAAAAUCAACCUACAUUAUUUGUAUGGGUACCAUGGAGGCUGGCGAAACAUAUGUAGGGGAUGAAAAUACUGUAUGUGCAAAGGCUGAAACUACCGAAAGCUAUAACCCUUUAACAACUUUAAACAGGGACCAAAAUGCAGACCAGAUAAUUGGCCUUCCUUUGGCAGGUAUCAUUGGUGGAGCAGUGGCAUUGGUUUUUCUUUUCCUUGUUCUUGCAGCUUUUUGUUGGUAUGUUCAGAAAACAGGACAACUCUUUACUCGUGACCAGAAUUACAGUCGAGGAAAUAGGAAAAAAGAUGAUUAUGUUGAAUCAGGCACCAAAAAAGACAAUUCUAUUUUGGAAAUUAGAGGCCCUGGUUUUCAGAUGGCACCUCUAAAUAAUCAGCCACGACCUAAAGAAGAAUAUGUUAUACAUGCCAUAUUUCCAUCCAAUGGGACAAGUCUUUACAAGAGCACACACACCAUAGGAUAUGGCACCAAUCGAGGGUACAGAGACGCUGAUAUUCCAGACAUUGAUUACUCAUAUACGUGAUGGAAUGGUUUCUGGUUCACAAAGAUGACUAAUGCUGCACUGAUAUUUAGAAAAAAAAUGACUAUUUUCAAGCAGAAUAGCUUGGGACAAUAUUUUGUAAGAAAAUAAAAAUUACAUAAAAAGACAUAAUUUAUAUUUAAUAUGCCAGAUACAAUACAAACACAAGACACUUGUUAAUGGGAGAAAACUACCUACAAAUUUGUGUAAAUUUCAAGUUUUCUUCAGGGAUGGGACAAAACAGAAGCAAAAAACUACAUUUUCAUAACAGGUUUCUGGCUGCUAGCUUUUGAAAAAAUAUGAUGUUUCAAAGAUGGACAAUAAAAAUAAAGUUUUUUUAUUA
Molecule: messenger RNA, 2421 nt
Organism: Protopterus annectens (West African lungfish)
Lineage: Eukaryota; Metazoa; Chordata; Ceratodontiformes; Protopteridae
Gene: FLRT1
Product: fibronectin leucine rich transmembrane protein 1
Exons: 2
Coding region: 147-2081 (644 amino acids)
Molecular function (GO): protein binding
Source: RefSeq, a predicted model, not a curated record